Molecule: messenger RNA, 5121 nt
Organism: Bacidia gigantensis
Lineage: Eukaryota; Fungi; Ascomycota; Lecanoromycetes; Lecanorales; Ramalinaceae
Exons: 2
Coding region: 1-5121 (1706 amino acids)
Biological process (GO): protein phosphorylation
Molecular function (GO): ATP binding; protein kinase activity
Source: RefSeq, a predicted model, not a curated record
AUGGACUCGAGACCGACCUAUAUUCCUCCACCGCCACCUCCGCCCCAGCAACAGAGUCAUGUCCUCAAUUUGCCCCCUCCGCCUCCUCGUCCACCUGCCGCAAACGCACCGCACAGUAUGGUUCCACCACCUCCGCCGGGUCCUCCUCCUUCAGCGACGAACAUGCCGGCUCAAUGGACCCAACAAGGGUGGGGCAGGCUCCCACCCCCGCCGCCUUUAGGUCCCAAUCAAAUCGGGGCCAAGCAAAAUCAGUAUCCGAAUCACGCUUACGAUUCCCCCUCCCCCCCUCAAUCGGAAGCUGUGGUCUCAGCAACUUAUAUCCCAGGUGGGGAGUCGUUUGGCCCCGGUGUUGGCAUACCGCCAUUAUACACCCAGCAAGAACAAGAGCCUGCAUUUGCACGCGACGAUAGCUUCUCAUAUAGUCACUUUGAAGCUGGCAUGCUCCACGAUCAGAGAUUCUUUAAUGGUCCUUCUUCUGCCAUAUCUCCUAGUAAAGAGUUACCUGCUUUCAACGAGCAUAUGAGCGGGCCAGGAAUCCAAUUGUCUCAAAAUAGACAAGGUGUAAGUCAACAUGCCUCUACACCCAUGAGUACGACGGUACCAAAUGGUCAGUCUCAGACCAACUCUGAUCAAGUUCCGUCGUCUGCAUCUGGGCAUGGACGUAGCAGCAGCUCCGGUCUAUUAUCUCCAAAUGACCCUGCGCGAGAGUGGCCUCCUGAUCGAGUAAGCAAAUGGCUUGAGGCAAACAGCUUCUCGGAAGAUUGGCAAGAGACCUUCCGAAGUCUCAACAUACAGGGAAGAGAUUUUCUCGAUCUUGGACGGGCGAACAACGGGAGAGGCAACUUUGGCAUGAUGCACCAACAAGUCUACCCUAGAUUGGCGAGAGUAUGUGGCAUGAGUGGAUCAGGUUGGAACCAAGAAAGAGAACAAAAGGAAGGAAGACGGAUGAGGCGCCUUGUUAGGGCUAUCGCUGAGAGUGCAGAGACGUUCAGAGGUCAUGGUCGUCGUGAAUCUGUUGGCUUAAUACCCAGCGCUUCGACAGAUGGCGGUGUGGAAACAUCUCCCAACCCAGGCAGCAUGGAAGCAUUCAGUCAAACACCUAGUACGGCUGGUGUGGAAGACGAAAGUCCUGGAAAAUUCUUCAGAUCUCCUGCUCCCGCGCUCAACCCUCGCAUGGCUUCCAAAACUCGCAGCAGUACUGCCCCAACUGCGAUAUAUAGCCAGGUUGGUGCCACGGCAAGCGAUACAGGUCUAGCUGAAAUGGCUCAAAUGGCUCGCUCGGGAUACUCUAGAGGUAUCUUAAGCAACAUCAACGACGCUGCGUCCAAACGCCACCAUAGCCCUAGUGCAUCAAGCGAUACCGGCACUGGGUCUACAUUCAUCGGCGAUGCUAUUCGCAACACAUAUGAUGCGAGCCCACAAAGUGGUAGUCCAUCAACCCAACACUCAACGCUUGUAGGAGGUGGUGCGCUCUCCGCUCCACCUCACAAUCGAAUAGGCCAUCGUAAGACUGGCAGUACUGAUUCAACGGCAUCACGAAGAAAUGGCAUAGAAAGCCAUAGACCUACCGCACUCGAUAUUGGGCCCAAGAACAGCCAUGCAGACCCUCCUUCAAGUGCGAAAGAACUCAGCAAAGGAUUCUUGGAAAGAUUUAGGAAGAGGAAGAAAGACCAUGAUAGUUCUCAUCCCUCUCCAGAAGACCAUUCACAGGAGUCUCCAACAAGCCCACAGAACCAUCGCUACAUGCCACCGUCGCAACCAUUCGCAAAGGGUGGCAGAAACUAUAGCACUACGUCUCUGGAGCGGCCUUCUUCGGCCUCAACUCAAAUGUCGGAACACGAGCGACUGUCACGUGAACGAGCUUUUGCACGCGGUCUAAGGCGGUAUGCGUUUGUCACUGCAGAUCAGUGGAACUACCGCCUCGUAGAUAUUACGGAAGCUGAAAGCUCUUUAGCUAUCAGGGAAGCCAUUUGUAGAGGUCUCAACUAUGGGGAGAAUGAUGUGGACAUGGCAUUGCUCUACCUUACCGAGCCCGGACAAAUUGAACAUGAUGAUCCAAUAUCCGACUCAAUGCUCUUGUUUUCAAAACACAGCAAGGCUGACUCCAGCGGUGCGCUGAAAAUCUUCGUCCGUCGUGGGCCGAACUCGGCUUCUCUAAUGCCUCCGCCGCUUUCUGCAGGUCUGGGCAUUGGAAUGUCUCCAAAGGCAUCACCUCCACCAGGUAGUGUGUUCCCAAGGAAAGCUGUAGAUGAGGACGGUUACAACCGCAUCAGAGUCAAUGGCAUGGCUCGCUCUCGCUCUCCGCCUCUAGCAUCUAGACAAAAUACGCUAAAGGCUAGCGACCCAGCUUCGGCUACCAACAUGAACGGUGAUGCAGACAAGUUUGCUGCGUUGUCGGACAUUACCACCGCCAAACAAAAGCUUCAGACCAUGAAGACUGCUCGCGAAAGUGGCAGUGUUUCAGACGCUGAUUGGGCAUCUUGGCUUGAGGCGGCAGUGGAAGAGUUCCAGCAAGACGUAGAGAAGAAAACUACCAACCGAGCUGAAGGCGGUAAAGUAGCGGGAGAAUCUCAAAAAGAACGGACUGUGAAUUUUGAUACCCCUAAAAGAUCACCCUACGAGCCUGAGAAGAAAACGGAUCCAUUGGUGCCAACGCGGAAACCGCCUGCCCCGCCAGCAAGCUCUCAAAUGCUCGAAAAAGCAAACUCCCUGACGAGAAAAGCAGGCGACUCAGCCAGGUCAUCUCUGUCAGGGCCAUCGAGCCAGUCGAAUAGGAAAUCUAUUGGUGAUCCAGUCGAAGAAGAGGUGCACGAUCAAAGUCAAACCAAACCAGCAACCGGUUUGCCUCCUAGCGGUGGUAUCGGAGCUGCUUUGGUGAACGCUGGUGACGUUUCAAGCUCUGUGGGAAGGCUCGUUGGAUCACGUAGGAACAAUCCAACACUGAACGCACAGGCACAACGCCAAAAUAUGAUGAAUUCUGGUAAGCUGACCCGCGAUCUUCCAUUCGAUAUCAAUAGUCGAACUGCGAAAGCCAUUGCUAACCGCAUGUCUAUCCCCCUAGGCUCUGACAACCAAAAGCCAAAUCUAGCUCUACAGACGCAAAUGUUCCGCAAUCCCUCCAAAGAAAAGAUGCGCAAGCGUCCGUCACCGCAGCACAGUCCCACGUCCGGAGGCCCGCCUUCUCGCAAGAGCUCGACAGCGUCACGCCCUCGGUCUUAUGGACCGGCCUAUUUCUUCAAGGAAAACGAAAUUUCGUUUGAUCGGCCACCACCUGUGCCACAACUGAUUUCUGAAGACGAUUCAGACGACGGGCUGUUUGCAAAACCACUAGCAGGAAAAGUACAAGCGGCCAGGAAGUCAGUUGCAGAAGAUAGUAAUGGUUCGCGGAGACCAACCCUGACUUUGGAUACGGACCAAAGGUCAAGAAAGUCGAAAGGGCUUUCAGUGAGUUGGAAGAAGUCGCCUGACUUACCGACGGACCCUUCCACGGCUCAAUCGAGCAAUACAACAGAUUUAGAUAAUGAUAGUCGCACGUCGAGUUUCGGAAAGUCUGAUCGACGAACUCCAGAGUCCGAUGAUCCCACAUCAGUGUCUGCUGAUUCACCCGACAUCACGAAGAUCUCGCGAAGACAGUCGUUCAUGAGGGACGACGUGUGGGCAAACAGACCGCCAACCGAGGAUCUCCUUAACAAUCUUGACGCUUUCUUUCCCAACCUCGAUCUUGACGAGCCUGUAGUUGAAGACAUGGUAGGCUCUACACCGACCUCGCCCAGUGCUAAUGAUGAUCACAACCCGCUCGACAGCGCAGCUUCAGAGCCUCAAGCAGCUGGUAGACGUAUGAUUCGGUCUUCAUUGUAUGAUCGCAUUCGACCCGAAUCUAUCGCAGAAGAGCCAGAAACAGAAACUCUAGGAUCCGAAGAGUCCACUUUGCGAAGCCGAGCUCCUAUGAGCUCAGGGCUGGCCAACAGAAGCGUUCGCAAAUCUGGUGGAUUGGGGCGUAUGAAGUCAAUACGUGACGUUGCGCGUGGCGCUCAUGAAGGCUCCUCCAAGCGUAAUACCCAAAUCCACACACCCGGAAUUCCUUCUAUACCUAUGUCUAGCGACAUCGUCCGCCGCAAGAGCACCAAAAUGUUCGGUGCCAACAUCGUCCAAGUCAAACCAGGAAGAGGGAGUCGCGUCAGCCUGAUUGAAGCUGUGCCCAAACAAGCCCCAGGCCCACCAGCCAACUCCUUCCAAAUCGCUCGCGGCCAGCUCAUUGGCAAAGGCAGCUACGGUAAAGUCUACCUAGGCAUGAAUCUCACAACCGGCGACUUCCUCGCCGUGAAACAAGUCGAUGUGAGCCAAAGAGCCGCCGGCAAUGACAAAGACCGCAUGAAAGACAUGGUCGCAGCACUCGACCAAGAAAUCGACACAAUGCAACACCUCGAACACCCCAACAUUGUACAAUACCUCGGCUGCGAGCGAAAAGACUUUUCCAUCUCCAUCUUCUUGGAGUACAUCUCCGGCGGCAGCGUAGGCUCCUGUCUGCGCAAACACGGGAAAUUCGAAGAAUCCCUCGUUUCCUCCCUGACGCGCCAAACGCUCGGCGCACUCGCAUACCUCCAUCAAGAAGGCGUGCUCCACCGCGAUCUCAAAGCCGACAACAUCCUCCUCGACAUCGACGGCACCUGCAAAAUCUCCGAUUUCGGCAUCUCCAAGAAGACAGACAAUAUCUACGGCAACGACAUCACAAACAACAUGCAAGGCUCCGUCUUCUGGAUGGCCCCCGAGGUCGUGCGGUCCCAAGGUCAGGGCUACUCUGCCAAGGUCGACAUCUGGUCUCUCGGGUGCGUCGUGCUCGAGAUGUUCGCUGGCCGCCGCCCUUGGUCUAAGGAUGAGGCCGUGGGGGCAAUCUAUAAAUUAGGGACCUUGAAUCAGGCGCCCCCAAUCCCGGAUGAUGUCAGUCAGGCGAUCAGUGCGCAGGCUUUGAGCUUUAUGCUGGAUUGCUUUACGAUUGACCCGAGGGAGCGGCCGACGGCGGGGACGCUGUUGCAGCAACAGCCGUUCUUUGGGGAGACGAAGGGGUGGGAUUUUGCGGAAACAGAGUUGGCGAGGAAGUUGAGAGAAGGGGAUAUUAGGUAG